Molecule: messenger RNA, 7278 nt
Organism: Equus quagga
Lineage: Eukaryota; Metazoa; Chordata; Mammalia; Perissodactyla; Equidae
Gene: ZNF214
Product: zinc finger protein 214
Exons: 5
Coding region: 283-2244 (653 amino acids)
Biological process (GO): regulation of transcription by RNA polymerase II
Molecular function (GO): RNA polymerase II cis-regulatory region sequence-specific DNA binding; DNA-binding transcription factor activity, RNA polymerase II-specific
Source: RefSeq, a predicted model, not a curated record
UCCGAGGCCUGGGGCUUCCGUUUCGCCUAUACGGGUUGAGGCUAUUGUUUGUGUAGACGGAGUGUUUGGGCCGGUCUCUGUCCGCCUUCAGAGGCUCUGUAAGUGCCACGGACUCUUGGGAGCACCGAGCCCGGAGCGGACGAGGGCGGGCGAGCUGUGGCCGAAGAAAGAGUGGCAGCAAAGGGAGGGUCAGGGGCCGAGAAGCAGCUCUGGCGUAGAAGUCCCGGAGACAUCAGUUAGGGACCUGUGAUCAGCAAGGCAGGACCAGGGUGACAAAGGCUCAUGCCCCCAUUUUACAGCUCAACCUCCUCAACACUCCACCCUUCUCCAAAAGAGGAGCACAAAGGAGGAAGGAAUGUUCACUAUUUUCCUCAUAGUCUGAUCCCAGAUUUAUUCUUCCUGGAAAGCCUAUUCUUUGACCAGAUGGCAGUAACAUUUGAAGAUAUAACUGUUAUUUUUACUUGGGAGGAAUGGAGAUUCCUGGAUUCUUCUCAAAAAAAGCUCUACAGAGAGGUCAUGUGGGAGAACUACACAAAUGUCCUGUCAGUAGAAAACUGGAAGGAGAGCUACAAACCCCAGGAAGAAAGAUUCAGAUAUUUAGAACAUGAAAAUCUUUCCUGCUGGCAAGGCUGGAGGAAUGCCAACACUCAGAUACAUGAGAAUCAAAACUAUGUGGAAACCGUUCAAGAAAUAGUUUCUGAAGACCUAAAGCAGCAAGACCUUUCCCACUAUCAAGAAUGGUUAAUACUCUGCACACAAGUACCAGGGUAUGGGAACUAUGAAGUGACUUUUGGAGGUAAAAGUCCCAGGAACUUAAAAUAUACAAAGUUUAUACCUUGGCAGUCCUUAGAAACAAAGCACACUCAAGACUAUGGUAGAGAAAUCUAUGUGAGUGAUUCACAUGGUUUUCAAGGAAGCAAAUCCCAUCUUGGCAUAUGCAGGAAUAAUUUCUCCAUGGAAAAAGAACAGAAGCUUAUAGUUCAGCAUUCUUACGUACCAGUUGAAGAAGCCCUUCCAGAGUACAUUGGGGAGAUCUGCCAAAAUGACCUACUGAAAGACUCUAUGGAAGAGAAAUACUGUGGAUGUAAUAAAUGUAAAGAAAUUUAUUAUUGGAAUUCACAGUGUGUUCUCCACAAGAGAAAUCAACUUGCAGAAAAGUUCUAUCAGUGCUCCAUUAGUACAGCAUGCUUCUCUCAGAGAUCAGACCUAUACAGACAUCCAAGAAUCCACAUAGCUAAGAAGCUGUAUGGAUGUGAUGAAGUUGACAGUAACUUUAGUCAGAGUUUAGGUGUUCACUUUUAUCAGAGAGUCCACACAGGAGAGAUUCCUUAUAUAUGUAAUGUGUGUGGUAAGAGCUUCAGUCAGAUCUCUAGUCUUCACAAUCAUCAAAGAGUCCAUACGGAAGAGAAACGCUAUAAAUUUCAGUGUGAUAAGGACCUCCGUAGAAAUUCAUUACUUCACAUUCACCAGAGACUUCACAUAGGAGAAAAGCCUUUUAAGUGCGAUCAGUGUGGUAAGAGUUUUAGUCGGAGUUCAGUACUUCAUGUUCAUCAGAGAGUCCACACAGGAGAGAAACCAUAUAAGUGUGAUGAAUGUGGUAAGGGCUUCAGUCAGAGCUCAAAUCUUCGAAUUCAUCAGUUAGUCCACACAGGAGAGAAGUCCUAUAAAUGUGAUGACUGUGGUAAGGGUUUUACCCAGCGCUCAAAUCUUCAAAUUCAUCAGAGAGUGCAUACCGGAGAGAAGCCUUAUAAGUGUGACGACUGUGGUAAGGACUUUAGUCACAGCUCAGAUCUUCGCAUUCAUCAGAGGGUCCAUACAGGGGAGAAACCCUAUACUUGUCAUGAGUGUGGGAAGGGCUUCAGCAAGAGUUCAAAGCUUCACACUCAUCAAAGAGUACAUACUGGAGAGAAACCCUAUAAAUGUGAACAGUGUGGCAAGGGAUUCAGUCAGCGUUCACAUCUUCUCAUUCAUCAGAGAGUCCAUACAGGAGAAAAACCCUAUAAAUGUGAUGAUUGUGGAAAGGGCUUUAGUCACAGCUCUAAUCUUCACAUUCAUCAGAGGGUUCACACAGGGGAGAAGCCUUAUCAAUGUGCUAAGUGUGGUAAGGGUUUCAGUCAUAGUUCAGCUCUUCGAAUUCAUCAAAGAGUCCACAUAGGAGAGAAACCUCAUAAAUGCCAUGAGUAUUAUAAGAGAUUUGAUCAGAAUUCACAUCUUCACAAUAAUCACAGAAGAGAAACCAUAUAAUUCUGUUCAUUUAGUUAACAGCUUUAAUCAAAGCUUAACCUUAAGCCCAAUAAAUGCUGCUUGGAAGAAAAUUCUGUAAAUAACCCAAGUAAUCCCAAGCAACAUUUAUAGUUUCCCCUAACUCCCAUUAAGAAUCAUUUGCUUCAAGAGGAUCCUUAGGAAGAUUCCUUUAUCUUUAAAAUUAAAGUAUAUUUUCUUCUACUAUAAAUAGUAUACUUGGUCAUUGUAAAAUAUAUUUAAGAAUUCAAGGACAAAAAUCUCCAUCCUGUUUCAUCCUCUUUUUCUGUGCAUUUUCAUGUGCAUGAAAUCAUACUCUGUGUUCAACUUUGUAUUUUCACUGACUUCAAAACACUUACUCACAUUUUGGUUUGAAUUGAAAUUUGCUAGCUAUCUAUGGAACAGCAUCUUGACUCCCCUGUAAAGUCCCUAGGAGGCCACAGAAAAAAAUGAAAACACGCAAAACCUGAAGCUCAAACUGGUAGACAGCCUAUUGCUUAAAUGUGGAAGAAUUAACUAUAGGGCCAGUAGAAUUCAAUUGUUUAUGACAAAAGAUAGGAAAACAUGGUAUGACCCUUUAUCUGAGAUAGAAUAUUUUAGGAAUGCUAUCUCUGUUAACCAGGAAACUCCAGAACCAUCCUUUUGUUGCAGAGGUGCUGCUCUCUGAGGUUACCAUGAUGCACUCUCACCCAUUUCCCCUCCCCAGUUUUCCACAUUUAUUCCUAGGUUCAGACAUCAAGUAACAGGAGAUACAAGAUGUAGUUUCUCUGAGUAAGUUGUGAAAGAUGUAGACAAAAGCUGAUAGAAGUGAAUGCUGGAAACUGAAGAUACUCUAUCAGUUCAGCAUUAGAGAUCCAAGCAGUAGAAUUGGAUUUAAUCUCAGAAGAGUAGAAUGGUAAUAAACAUCUUCUAGAAAUGGAAUUGAACUCAGAACUAUGUGCAAAAAUAAACUCUCAAGCUAAUUUUAUAGGAGAAUUUGGUCAUUAUAUAAACAGUGGACUCAAUGGGGAUACAUAAGUCCUAACUAUUGAUAUAUGAACAUCUAGAUAUCACUUCCCAAGAGAAAAUAAAUUAAGUUGACCUGUUCAGGGAAAUAACAGGGAAUUGCAAUACCAAAGAAAGGAAUAUUAUCUUGUAGACUUAAUCCUAUGGCCUGAAAAUUAGCUAUUUCGGUCUCGUAAAGAAAUUUUCUGAAAAACUGGUGUCCUCAGUAGCAUGACAGAAAACCUGAAAUCAAUAAAAGUAGAGUAGAAAUACAUAAGUAGAGAAGAGCUUUUAAGAUAAAAAGAAAAAUAGAUAUAAUGAAGAAGGAGUACAGGGGAAUUUAAAAUGCAGUAUCAAAGUAAAAGGCAAUAAGAAGCAGAAUUGGCACUGCAGAAUAUCAAACACUGUAAUGAAGAAACUUGAGAUCUUAAAUGUGUAAGAAAAGGAUAAUGAGAUGGAAACAAUGAGAGAAAAGAUGGAUGCGAAGUGCAGAGAAUGGAGAUCCAAUGUAAGAAUUAAAGGUGUUUCUAAGGAAGAUAAAAGAACAUUUGGAAUAGAAUCAGUGAUCAAAGAAAUUAAGAAGUUCUUCUUGAGCUAAAAGUAUAUGCUCGCUAGAUUUUAGGCAAAACCAGUUAAAAACCAUGCUUAGAAACUGCUUAGGAAAAAAAGAACAAUUGAAAGCGUGCAGAAAGAAAAAUUCUGGUCAUCUACAAAACCAAAAAGGGAGGAUGGAUAAAGACCUCUGCCAGCAGUAAAUGUCAAAAGGCAAUGGAACACCACCUUUAGAAUUGUGAGAUUAAAAAAUCUGUUAUCACCUAGAGUUUUUUUCUUUGUUUAUCAACUAAAUUGUCUAAUGUGCAGGUAACAAAUUAGAUAGACAAGGAAACUUAACCAUACACAUUCCUUUUUUCUUAAAGAGAGCUCAACAAUGUGGAAGUCAUGGUAUAAAGGACUGGUGAUGAACACUCAAAUCAGUUAAACAUAAAGUUAAGUCUGGAUAAUUGUUAAUUUGUUUACCAAACUUCAAAAAUUUUAAAUACUUGUGCAGGAAAAUAUUUCAUAUACAAAUGCUGAGUAUAAAAGCAGAUUAUAUAUAAAAGUCUGGGUGGGAGAGUAGGGUUGUCAGAUAAAAUGCAGGACCCCCAGUUAAGUUUCAAUUUCAGAUAUACAGUGAAUAAUUUUUUACUGUAAGUAUGACCUAAAUAUUGCAUGGGACUUGUACUAAGAAAUUGUUUAUAUGAAAUUCAAAUUUAACUAGGCAUCCUGUGUUUUUAAUUGCUAAAUUCAGCAACCCUGUGGUGGAAGGACAGCAAAAGAAAGCGCUACGUUUUUUAUCUUAAAUAGCAGGGACUCAUUACAUUUUCUUCUUUACUUUAACAAUUCAAGAAAUAAAGGUCUAAGAUUUUUUUUUUACAAGGUUAGAAAUUGCAACUAAUAAAACCAAAAAAAUGCACAUACACAUUUCAGGACGGAGGAGAAGAUAAAAGCAAAGAAUAUUAGUCCCUGUUGCAAAAGACAGAAACAAAACAAAACAAGAAAAUGACCUAAAAAAUUAGAGAGCAUGGAUCAAGCUGAGAGAGAAACAAAUUUAUCAAAAUAGGUUAACUCUCCCAUUAAAAAAUUUUGAAAACGCUUGACUGGGUUAAAAUUUUACUUAUGUGCUAUUACAAAUGAAAAUAUUAAAGCAAAAUGAUAUUGAUUUUAUUGAUAUAAAGAAUAGGUGAAGGUUUAUUAGGCAGACAAAGGGGUGCUUACAGUAUGUUUUUAAAAGUUAAUUUAAAAAAUGAACUAAUUAAACCCAUUAAGGUGUGUAAAAAAUACAAAAACCAAUAGUUUCCUAAACUCUUGCAAUAACCAGAAAAUAUAAUGGGUGAAAAACAUAUAGUUUGUAAUACUACUAAAAUUUCUUUAAAAGGAAUAAAUAAAACCAUAGAAUGAAAAUAAUGAAAAGAAAACAUUUGAGGAAAAUAAAAAAGCACUUGAAUGGAGAAGUCAUAUAAUUGUUUUAGAGGGAAUGUUCCUAAAUUAAUUUAUAGAUUUAGCAUUUCAAAUCUCAUGAAAAUCCCAAUGAGAUUUGAAAUGAAAAAAAAAAAAGAUUCUAAAGUCUCUUAAGAUAAAUAGACAUUGGAGAAGAGCAAAGAUAAUUAUAAGAAAGAUAAUGAGAUUGCCUUUACAUAUAAUAAAUAAUAUAGUGAAGUGAAAAUAAUGGAGACUUGAUUGUACAUUUGAAAAAAUGUUCAGAAUACUCAGUCACUGAAUAGCUUAAAAAUAGACCAGUGUAUGGAUUACAUAUGUAUAUAUAACACAUGUAGUACAUAUCCUCAUAUACUUUACUUAUGAUAAACAUCUAUUAAUAGGAGAAGAGUAUUGAGUAAAUGGUGCUGAGAAAAUUAUUUAACUCUGGUGAAAAAUAAAAUUAGGCUUUCAUCCCAUGACCUACAUCAUAUAUAUAUUGAUCUAAUAUAUAAUGAUUAAAGCACAAGUUUUCAAGCUGUGUUCCAUGAACCUACCUAUAUGGUUUCAUGAAAACCCACAAAUUUAACCCCCUUUUUAUCUGAUUCAUAUUCAAGAUUAGCAUUGGAUGUCCUUUUUUUUUUUUAAAGGAAGUUCUACUACUUUAAACAUAAAAUGUUUAAAAUUCACCAAAGUGGGUUUUUGUAUGGUUGAAAACAUGCACACGUGCAUUUUUUGAGAGUUAAAUGAAAUGGAAGAACUCAGAAAAAAUACCUAGGAACUUGACCACAUAAAAUUUUUAAACUGUAGGUUAAGAACAUAUGGAAGUCAGACAACAAUAGGAAAAAUAUUUGCCAUGAUGAUGACACUUAUGAACUUUUAUAAAUUAGUAAGAUGGACACCUAGUAAAAAAAAAAUGGCAAAGGACAUCAAUAGAUUAAAGCAAUGAAAUGCUGCUUUUAUUAACAAAAAUUAUAAUAGCUGUUUUCAGUGAGAGUAUGGAGUGACGGAUACUUAUACAGUAUGUACGUUGAGGGUAAAUUGUUAGACUUUCUGGAAAAGCUAUUUGGCCAAUCAUAAGCCUUAAAAUUCUUGAUACUCUUUCCUACAGUGAUUUCAUAUCUAGGCAUAUAUCCUAUGGAAAAGGAGUUACACACUGUUAGGGAACUUGUAUUUGAAAAGAACAGAGAUCCGUUUAAGUUAUUUCAUAUAAAAAGUAGAGUUAUAUAACAUUGUUUUAAAAUCUCACACACAAAAAAUCUAAGGACAGAAGCUUCAAAAUGGAAACUUGCUCUAGAAAGACAUUAGAAAAUGAGGCUACGCUUUCCAGAACUUAUUUCUGUUUCUCUUUGGGUAUCCUCUCUUCUCUCUACAGGUUGACCUCCUGUUUACUCACUCUAUGUAAUUGCCACCGCAUCCCUGAAUAUAUGUUUUUUCAAUUCUGUUGCACACCAUUGACUUGUAACUUCCUUCUGGGUCUCUGUUCAGAUUUCUGAGUUGGGGAAGAUGAUUGGUUUAACUUAUAAUUACUACCUCUGGACAAACCUUUGAGGCCAGGCCAAACCAUAGACUACUGGUAAGGCUAUGAAUUGGCUAGCUUCGUAUCAGAUGCUCACUUUGGUCUUUUCAGACAUGCCCCAGCAUGGGGUGAUAAGAGAUAUAACUUGAUUGUUAAAGACUGAUAUUCAAAUAGCUUUCCCCAGAAAGUGGUGGGUUUGGGCCAAGCAUUCUGAACUAUGUUAGAAACUCCCAAAGAUAAAUGUCAAGAUAUUUAUUGCAGGAUUGUUUUAUGCUGCCCUCUCCACAAAAAUGGGAAAGGUCAAAUAAAUUAUGAUACAUCUAUAUGAUGUAAUGUAUGCAGUCAUUAAGACAUAUUUUCCAAGAAUAUUUUAAUGCUAAGAGUAUACUAAUGGUGUUAAGUGAAAAGUACAAGAUAUAGAACUGUAUAUGGGGUAAGAUUCUAUAUAUAUUUAUAUGGAUAUUUCCACGGGGAAAAUAUUGGAUAUAUACAAAAAUGUUAUUAGUGGGUCUCUUUGAUAGGAUGGUUUAUGGUUAUCUUUAUGUUCUUCAUGCUUUCCCAUAUUUUUAUAUUUUUAUUAG